UCAGCGGGGGAGGCCGUCAGCUGUGUGGUCUGUUAUCUCUCUGUCUCUGUUGGACGGAGCUUUACAGCGGCCUCUUUCUGUAUUGUACCGUCUCCCUCCUUCUCCUGCCGCCGCCGCCACCACCACCACCGAGCGUCCUCGACAACCUCCCCUCAGCCCCGCCGAGCAGGUCUCACACACACACACAAGAGGCCUCUCCUCUCCACAGCCAGCGCGGCUAGGCCUCAGGCCUCCCUCUCUUUAUCCAGGGCCUCGGCCUUACCCCCUCUCCCGCCCGCCCUCCCUCCCUCGCGGCCCAGGAGGCUUCCCCGCCGGGGCCAUGGCCAAGGUGCAGGUGCUGAACGUGGUGGUGCUCGACAACCCGUCGCCCUUCAACAAUCCCUUCCAGUUCGAGAUCACCUUCGAGUGCAUCGAGGACCUGCCGGACGAUCUGGAGUGGAAAAUCAUCUAUGUUGGUUCUGCUGAGAGCGAGGAGCAUGACCAGGUGUUGGACUCGGUGCUGGUGGGACCUGUCCCUGCUGGCCGCCAUAUGUUUGUGUUUCAGGCUGAUGCCCCGAAUGCAGUGUUGAUUCCCGAUGCAGAUGCAGUGGGUGUGACUGUGGUGCUGAUCACCUGCACGUACAGAGGCCAGGAGUUUAUCCGGGUGGGAUAUUAUGUGAAUAAUGAGUACACCGAUCCCGAGCUAAAGGAGAAUCCACCAAUGAAACCAGAUUAUGCCAAGCUUCAGCGGAACAUUCUGGCCUCCAAUCCCAGAGUUACCAGGUUCCACAUCAACUGGGACAGCACAGGCGAGAAGACGGAAGAUAUUGAGAACGUUGACCCCAGCACAAAUUCCAUGCUUCCUCCAACCUGUACUCCCCUCAAAGGCCACGGAAUGGCAGGAAACGCCCUGAACAUUGUUCCUGAAAAUUCAAUGGACUGCAUGUGAAACUGGAUUUAAAAAGGCUUGCGUUUCUGGAGAAUGACCUAGGGGGAAAAAACAUAUCCAGAAUUUAAACUUUUCAAGUUGUAAUUCUGCAGGGUUAAUUUUGAGUUUUCAUCUUCAGAAUUGCAUAAUUCUCAGGAGGCAUUAAAUCAGUGAGGGGGGGGGGGGUCGGAGAAGAGCAAAGGGAGGUCAAGGUGACAGCAUUGCAACUAAGGGCCACACCAGCCACGAUGGCCCCCGACUCUCAGAUGCACUUGAUGUCUGUUCAGGUGGGUUGUUUGCCCAACGUGAGCAAUAAUGAUGCUUAUUAUCAGUAAACAUUCUGGGAUUACAAAACCAGUUGGUGCCUAUUGUAAACUAGCCACAAGUACGAGGUGUAACUUGGGAUGUAUGUUGUUUUGUAGAUUGUGUGUUUUCGCUAGGUUGUGGUUAAUUCCAGCAGGUGGGUGUGCUGGAAAUCCAGUUUGUGUUUGUUUCUGGACAACGCCUUUCAACCUCUCACUGGUCCAGCUCUCUGCAACUUCCAACAUUCGGCCACUUGGAAUAAUCACGGCAGCAAGAUGGGCAACAAGUCCCUUGGUAACUAAGCCUGCGGAAACAAGUAUCCACAUGGCACUGGGAGAGGGAUUUUUCACUUUGAAGAACUAGCCAGCAGUCUGAACAUUCCACUGUACCACUCUGCCAGGUUCAAACAGGGAAACAAUGAGGUUUAUUGUCACCGUGUCAGCUGUUUGAACAUCAGUACUCUGUGCAGCUGUCCAGUUUUCAAGAUUAAUGCAAAGUGUUGUGACUUUAUAUCGGUGGUAUUUUGUAAAUCGUAAUUUAAAACCGAAUGGUGUUGAGUUUUGAGGAAUAAGGGUGGGAUAAUGUUUACAAAUUAUCUGCCUUUUAUAAAGUCUAAAUCCAAGCUCAUCUGUUCAGAGUAGUAUUUGUUUAAAAAAAACUUCCCCGCUCAGUUUUAUAAAUGUUAAAAUUUACCUAGAUUAGUAUCGUUUUUGCGAUUUGUGAAUAAAAGCACUUGUAAAUGUA
Callorhinchus milii (elephant shark) is the source of this 1954-nucleotide messenger RNA. RefSeq names its product histone chaperone asf1b-B. The record is from RefSeq and is a predicted model, not a curated record. Gene Ontology annotation, cellular component: nucleus. The transcript is spliced from 4 exons. NCBI's taxonomy places the organism in Eukaryota, Metazoa, Chordata, Chondrichthyes, Chimaeriformes, Callorhinchidae. Bases 320 to 928 code for a protein of 202 amino acids. Gene Ontology annotation, molecular function: histone binding. Gene Ontology annotation, biological process: DNA replication-dependent chromatin assembly.